Molecule: messenger RNA, 1530 nt
Organism: Eutrema salsugineum
Lineage: Eukaryota; Viridiplantae; Streptophyta; Magnoliopsida; Brassicales; Brassicaceae
Product: ERBB-3 BINDING PROTEIN 1
Exons: 9
Coding region: 137-1318 (393 amino acids)
Source: RefSeq, a predicted model, not a curated record
CGAAAACCCUAGUGCCUUUAUUUGAGCCAACUUCAUUUGCAUUUCUCACCAUUGUUCCCCAAUCGCUCCUCCCUUAGCCAUUUCUUAAACCCUAAAUACUUCGCUGCGAGUAUCCGAUCUUUGUGAGUUUUCAGAUAUGAGUUCGGACGAUGAGAGAGACGAGAAGGAGCUAGAUCUUACCUCGUCUGAAGUCGUCACCAAGUACAAGAGCGCCGCUGAAAUCGUUAACAAGGCGUUGCAGGUUGUCCUGGCUGAAUGCAAGCCAAAAACUAAGAUUGUCGAUAUCUGCGAGAAAGGAGAUGCUUUCAUCAAAGAGCAAACAGGGAGCAUGUACAAGAAUGCUAAGAAGAAGAUUGAACGAGGUGUCGCUUUUCCAACAUGCAUUUCUGUGAACAACACCGUAGGCCAUUUCUCACCGCUUGCUAGUGAUGAGUCAGUUUUGGAAGAAGGUGAUAUGGUGAAAAUUGAUAUGGGAUGCCAUAUUGAUGGUUUCAUUGCCCUUGUUGGCCACACACAUGUUCUCCAAGAAGGACCGAUUAGUGGACGCAAAGCUGAUGUUAUUGCUGCUGCAAAUACAGCCGCUGAAGUUGCUUUGAGGCUUGUACGUCCUGGGAAGAAGAACAAUGCUGUCACUGAAGCUAUUCAGAAGGUGGCUGAAGCUUAUGACUGCAAAAUUGUUGAAGGGGUUCUUUCCCACCAGAUGAAACAAAUGGUGAUAGAUGGAAGCAAGGCUGUCCUAAGUGUAUCCAGUCCAGAUUCUAAGGUUGAUGAUGUGGAAUUUGAAGAGAAUGAAGUCUAUGCAAUAGAUAUCGUGGCAAGCACUGGUGAUGGCAAGCCGAAGCUAUUAGAUGAGAAGCAAACAACUAUUUACAGGAAAGAUGAGCUUGUUAACUAUCAGUUAAAGAUGAAGGCCUCCAGAUUCAUAAUCAGCGAGAUUAAAGAAAACUUCCCCCAUAUGCCAUUCACUGCAAGGUCAUUGGAGGAGAAAAGGGCACGUCUUGGACUUGUGGAGUGUUUGAACCAUGGUCUUUUGCAACCAUAUCCUGUUCUUUACGAGAAGCCUGGGGAUUUUGUGGCCCAGAUUAAAUUCACAGUUUUGCUGAUGCCAAAUGGAUCGGAUAGGAUCACCUCACAUUCGCUUCAGGAGCUUCAACCUACGAAGACCAUUGAGGACCCUGAGAUCAAAGGUUGGUUAUCCUUGGGUUUCAAAAAGAAGAAGGGUGGUGGAAAGAAGAAGAAAGCCAAGAAGGCAGGAGAGACAGGGGAGGCCUCAACGGAGGCUGAGCCAAUGGAAGCAAGUAGCAAUGCUCAAGAAUGAGGAGGAGAUCUUCUCUUUGUUUAUUUUAAAGAAUUUUUGGAACUUUGAGGUACCUUUUUCUUUGUAUGUUCGGGUUUCAGAGAGUUUCUUCUUAGAAAAAAGAACAAGUAAAAGUUACUUAUCAACUUGUGUUUUUGUUGUUGCACAAACCCUUUUCUGGAAUGUUCAUUCGCAUUGACCUGCUCGACUUAAAUCCGAAACAUAUUUUCUCA